UUGAACGGUGUAUAACUAUUAUAACUUUGUUGGUUGGAAGCCAAAAAAGAUAUCAACUGCAUUGAUUUUCUUUAGAGAAGAGCUCUCUCAUGUUUAGGAGAAUAUAUCACUGCCAAAAUGGAGACGAUUUCUGGCAAAUCGGAGGAUGUUUCACUUGGUUCAAGUGGUAUGAAAAAGACUGACGAAAAAUUGGUUGUGGUUGCAAUAGAUGUUGGAACAGCUUACUCCGGUUAUGCUUUUUCUUUCCGAAGUAAACCCGAUGAAAUUUACGUGAACAACUGGGCAACACAUGCUGGAGAAGGAUUUACACCAAAAACACCAUCUUCCAUUCUUUUGGACUCUGUGUAUAAUUUUGUAGCUUUUGGAUAUGAAGCUGAAACCAAAUUUUCCAGCCUUGUCACGACAGAAGAAUCCUUGAAAUAUUACUUCAUAAAAAACUUCAACCAAAAACUUUUGAAACACGAAGGACUCAAAAGACAUUUUCUUGUUAAAGACGUUUUCAAAAGGUUUAUUCCAGCACAUGGUCUUUUCAUAGCUACAAUCUGCUUCUUGAGGGAACAUUUUCUGCAGAAUUUGAAGACAAGAGGUCUUCAAUUUAAUGAAGAUGACAUCCACUAUAUUUUGACAAUUCCUGCAAUUUGGUCAGAUUUGGCUAAGCAGAUAAUGAGAGAAUCAGCAUGCUUGGCUAGGAUAAAAUCUCACAAUCUGGAAUUGGCAUAUGAACCUGAGGUGGCAGCGCUACAUUGCAGAAAUAUUCCCUCCGAAAAUCUGUGUGGGUCAACAAAGUCCUUAACAGAGAUGUUUCAGCCAGGGAAGAAAUUUGCUGUUCUUGAUUUAGGAGGUGGUACAACAGACAUGACUGUUCAACAAAAUACUUUAGAUGGCAAGCUGAAACUUGUUCACAAGGCGUCAGGUGGUCCGUGGGGAGGCAACCGAGUCAAUGAAGAGUUUCAUAAUUUUAUCCGAGAGGUUAUUGGCAGAAAGAUUUUCGAAAACUUUGUGAAGGAAAACAUUACUGAUUUUCUUUUUCUCAAUGGGCAAUUUGAAACAAAAAAGCGACAAAUUGACCAGAAAUCAAAUGAUGAUAUAUUCAUGCAGCUUCCUGUCACAUUGUCUGAUACUUACAGGGAAAUGUUUGGUAAACCUCUCUCGCAGAGUAUCAAAAAUACGAUGUACAGUAAGGACAUCGAUGUAGCAAAGGGAAAGAUUAUCAUAACAGCCGCGAAAUUGCGGUCCUUCUUCUCAAAAACAAUUCAAGGAAUCAUCGAUCAUGUGGAAAUGAUUCUGGACAAACCAGAAUGUAAAGACAUUAAGUAUAUUCUCGUCGUCGGUGGCUUUUCAGAAUCGCCCUUGGUUGUUGAAGAAAUCCGCUCUCACUUUCCCCUUAAAACCGUCAUAAAUCCCAUAGACUCUGGCUUAUCUGUUUUGAAGGGUGCAGUGCAUUACGGGUUUGACAAUGGAGUCAUUGUGGCAAGAGCUUGUCCCCUGACUUACGGGAUAUCGCUUUAUGACACGUUUAACAAAAGAAUGCACGACUUGUCUAAGACUAUUGUAGUGGGGGAGGAAAGAUUUGUUCUUGGCUGGUUUGAAAAAGUUUUCACGAUAAACGAAGUUAUUGAUGUUGGAACUAAAACUUCGAUUAAGGUAUAUGAGAGUUACAAAGGCAAACCUGAUAACAUUAGACAGAUGAAUAAAGAAAUUGAGAUUUUUUCCUCGUCUGAUCAGAAUCCUAGAUAUGUAACAGACACAGGCUGUUUUCGACAUGGACGCAUUGUGGUUCCUCCACCAGACGGAGGAUGGCCGGAUGAGGUGAAAGGCAGGAUCGAAUUUGAAUUUGGAGGAACUGAACUAAUAGUUCGCUAUGUUGACCAAUCAAGACCUACGGAUUACAUUGUUACCGGCUGUGUAGAUUUUUAUACCAGCGAAAAUGAAUUCAAUCUAUUUGACUCCUCCAUUCGAAAAACUUCAUAAACCCCCCCCCCCCCUCCUUGCUUUAUCCAAAAUCUAUUACAGUUUAUGUUAUAGUCCACGUUAACCAAACUAAUAUAGAAAAAUUCAGAAUAAAGCCUAAAUCAUGUGAAACCAAGAAAGUUAUUUCUAUACGUAUCAUUAUAUCAUAUACUGAUAGGGCUUCCUGAUUUCAUGUUGUCUUCAAGUAAUAAAAGUUAUAGAUUUUGGACUUAAAGAAGACACGAUUCCCUGUGCCUUUUUAGAUUUCAACGAAACUGCAGUAAAACCUGUUAAAAGCUCGGCGAAAAAACUUUCUAAAAUUCAAGUCCAGUGCUUGUAUUAGCCAGUACAUAUGCUAGUAACAAAAUAGAUUUAUUCCUCAAAGAAAGAAGGAAAGUUGAUUGUGGAUGAACUUUAAUAAAAGCCGACAACCAGCACUUAGAGUUAAAGAGAAGCAAAAUGGCAAAGAAUGGAAGACCUCGAUGCAGACAACAAUGAGUUGUACGUAGCAAUAUUCCUUGAUAAACAACAUUCGAGGCAAAAUAUAUUCUGACCCAAUGGAGAACAUCUACGGAACGAUAGAAAACGUGACAGAAACUUUGUGUUAUUACUGGGUUUCAAAUGUACAUUAGUUCAUAUCUAGAAAAAUAUGAAAAAUGUUAACAAUAUCAAAUUCUUAAAAAAAAACCCGGAAAACUUUGAAAAAUGAUUUGAUUCAACCAUGAUUUCGACAGUAAGUGAAUGUGCAACCACAAUUUCUACAACGGUAUUUUUGGUAAAAUAUGUAAUUUUCACAAUAAUAUAUGUAUACCUGUUGCAUGAUAACGUGAUUUUUGUAGUCUAUGGUCUCUUUUUGUGUUGACUAAGAUAUAUAUAAUUUUUUUUUAAUUUGACUACCCAGCAUUGGGCGUUUGUAUGCAUUACACAUGUUCUCUGCUUAGCUGUACGUCAUUUCAUGUGUUUACCCUUUCUUCUCUUUUUCUUUUAAUUGACAAAUGUUCAAAUACACGUCUAUUACAGUUUGCCAAAGGUACUGUCUAAACGGAAUAGCUUUAAUAAUUACGGAUUAGGGAAUGUCAAUGAUUUCAGAUACGUUUUAGGUGCCUGAAGGUAUAUAUCAUGAUAUGCAUUAUUGAAUAAUGGCCGGAGGGAGACAUGAAAAAAGUUAAGGUAUCAGAACUCAGAUGGGGACCGAGAAGGUGAUCAACAUAAUCUUUUACAAUAUUUCAUGUGACUGAAGUUUUUCUUUUACAUUUUAAUGGUUUCCCCUUGAAAAUACAAUUCUGAAAUUCUGUCAAUACGUUUUAUUCCACAUUUAAAAACAAAUGUCCUUGUGUACAUACAUUUAUUCCUGGCAAAGCAUUUUUCUUAGAUGAUUUGUAAACUUGAUAUCAUUAAAAAAUUGCAAGAUCUGAUCGGAAAUUUGAAAAUUUCGGAAUGUGGAUACCACAUAAGUAUAGGCCCUAUAGAUAAAAGAUUAUAAAAAUAUGACUUCACCAGAAUGAAUGUGGCCUAGCUACCCCCACUUAUUACUCAAUGUUGUUCUGUUUGUUUUUAACUCUCUUUUCGCUGGCUACUUCUUGUCACAGCAUCAUCAUUAGCAAUAAAUUCUAUGCUUUA
Messenger RNA from Ostrea edulis (European flat oyster), 3570 nucleotides. RefSeq names its product heat shock 70 kDa protein 12B-like. The record is from RefSeq and is a predicted model, not a curated record. Gene Ontology annotation, molecular function: ATP-dependent protein folding chaperone; ATP binding. NCBI's taxonomy places the organism in Eukaryota, Metazoa, Mollusca, Bivalvia, Ostreida, Ostreidae. The transcript is spliced from 5 exons. Bases 118 to 1971 code for a protein of 617 amino acids.